GCCCUCCCCCACACGCACUAAAUAAGGAUUAUAUCCGCUUUCAAGAAUCAUAAUGGUAGUAUAGAGAAUCACUCGCUUGUUAUUUUUCUUGAUCUGGGCUUUGGUAUUUUUCUACUCUUGUUUAGUUACAUUACAUCAACAGCGAUUUUGAGCUGGUGAGUUUGUUCAACUUGAAAGAUCGAUUCCAUGAAUUUACCAGGGUAAAGAUUUGGGCUUGGGGGUGAAGAUUGAGAAGUCAUAUCUGACAGCAUAGAAACUCAACUCUGGAGUCAUUUCAACUAUUUCUUUUGUGGGCUUUGGAAGGACAUGGGUAUUAUUUUAGUUUGAAAAGCUGAAAAGUAAGAGCGAUAUAUGAGUUUGGAGUGAAAGAGUUUGUGAAAGAUUUCAAGUUACUAUUUUGAUAUCAUUCCAAUUAUUGAUAUUGGAGAGGGAAGGAGAUAAGAAAGACAGAGUGUUCGUUUGUGGAUCUGAAGAACAGCUCAUUUCCCCUGAGGAAAUUGAACUCAACUUUUUUGACUUCUCUGACCUGAAAGCAGCCUAUCUUACCUUGUUUGUUAAUGGCGGAGGUGAAAUGUGAAGUAAUGUGUCUCUGUCGUUUGUGUUGUACAUAGAUCAUGUGCCAAACAGUGAAGUCUUGUGCUUGAAAAGAACUCUCUCUGCAGAUCCCAUUUAGAAUGGCUGUCAUGGUACCAUUUCUGGAACCUGAAUGCAAACUCAUCUCUGGUUAAAAACCAAGUUCUCCAAGAUUUCAGCGCUUUGACUGGAAAAAAAGAUGGCAAAAAUUGUUUCUUGGUUAAAAGGGUCUCAUCAAAAGCAAAUGUUCUGGUCAUUGUUUUAGAGAAAACAGUCAGCAAGUCAGCGGUGUUUGCAUGAGUUUCAUAACAACUUUAGUGGUGGGGCAGAGGGGCCCUAAUAAUACACCUCCAAUGUUUUCUUGUUGUUGGUGUUUGUAGACAGACAUUCAUAUAGUGCUUGAAUUGUGGAAUCUCUUACAAGGAUAGUUUUUAUUGUUUUUGGAGCUUUUGGUAAGAGAAACUGAGGAUAAUAUCUUAUCAUCUUGGGCUUAAUGAGUAGAGAUUUGAAGAAGGUGGGGAAACAGGAGAAGGGUUGUGAUGUGGCUGGGAAGGUUGUGGUGGCUGUUAAGGCAUCAAAGGAUAUUCCCAAGACUGCUCUGGUUUGGGCUCUGACUCAUGUUGUUCAGCCUGGGGAUUGCAUCACUCUUCUUGUGGUUAUCUCUUCACAUACCUCUGGUAGGAAAUGGGGCUUCCCAAGAUUUGCCGGAGAUUGUGCCAGUGGCCACAGGAGGUCACACACUGGCACAAGUGCAGAACAGAAAUCUGACAUAACAGAUUCUUGCUCUCAAAUGAUUCUUCAGCUUCAUGAUGUUUAUGAUCCUAAUAAAAUCAAUGUGAAGAUAAAAAUUGUCUCGGGAACCCCAUGUGGAGCAGUUGCUGCAGAGGCGAAGAAGAAUCAAGCUAAUUGGGUUGUUUUGGACAAACAGCUUAAACAUGAGGAAAAACGCUGCAUGGAGGAGCUGCAAUGCAACAUUGUCGUCAUGAAGCGCUCCCAACCAAAGGUUCUUCGGCUAAAUUUAGUUGGUUCACCUAGAAAGGAAGCAGAAUUAGCGAGUUCUGAGGAUAAGCAAUCAUCUGAAAAACAAGAGAACAGAAAGGAUCCUUCGAAUCCAACUCGUGGUCCACUUGUUACCCCAUCAAGUAGUCCUGAGACGUUCACAGCCACUGAAGCUGGAACCUCGUCAGUUUCAAGCUCUGAUCCUGGAACUUCACCUUUCUUCACAACUGACACAAAGGAUGGCCUGAAGACAGAGAAACUACUACUAGCUGCGAACCAAGAACGAGAUCAUGAUGAAUCCAGUUCGGACACGGAGAGUGAGAGUUUGUCUUCUUCCUCAAGUUUGAGGUUCCAACCAUGGAUGGCAGAGAUCGUUAGUUCACAUUGUCAAUAUUUGGAGCAUCUUGGGGAAAGUUCAGGGCGAUCUUAUACUAAUACACAAAAUUCUGCUACCAAAGCCUUGCUAGAAAAGCUCUCUAAACUUGAUGAUGAAGCAGGGUUUCGAUCACCAAGCUACCGGUCAAAUCUUGAUCUCAGUGGCAAUUUGAGGGAAGUUAUUUCCUUGUCGAGAGCAGCACCUCCUGGACCCCCUCCCUUGUGUUCUAUAUGUCAACACAAGGCACCUGUAUUCGGGAAGCCUCCAAGGUGGUUCACAUAUGCUGAGUUGGAGCUUGCCACUGGUGGUUUCUCGCAGGCAAACUUCUUAGCUGAAGGUGGCUUCGGAUCCGUCCACAGAGGAGUUCUUCCAGACGGGCAGACGAUUGCUGUCAAGCAGCACAAGUUGGCAAGUUCUCAAGGCGACCAAGAAUUUUGCUCGGAAGUUGAAGUUUUAAGCUGUGCCCAGCACCGCAAUGUUGUUAUGUUGAUUGGUUUCUGUAUUGAGGACGGCAGAAGAUUAUUGGUGUAUGAAUAUAUCUGCAAUGGAUCUCUUGAUUCUCAUCUCUAUGGACGCAAUCAGGAUACACUCUCUUGGACUGCCCGCCAGAAAAUUGCAGUUGGAGCCGCACGAGGAUUGCGGUAUCUUCAUGAAGAAUGCAGAGUUGGUUGCAUUGUGCAUCGAGACAUGCGGCCCAAUAACAUUCUUAUUACCCAUGAUUUUGAACCCUUGGUCGGAGACUUUGGUCUAGCUCGGUGGCAGCCGGAUGGCGAGAAAGGAGUUGAAACCAGAGUGAUCGGGACAUUCGGGUACUUGGCUCCCGAGUAUGCUCAAAGUGGUCAGAUCACAGAAAAGGCUGAUGUUUAUUCGUUUGGUGUGGUACUGGUGGAGCUCGUUACUGGACGUAAGGCAGUGGACCUUAACAGGCCUAAGGGCCAACAGUGCCUCACAGAAUGGGCACGGCCAUUAUUGGAAGCUUAUGCCAUUGAUGAACUGGUAGAUCCGCGGUUGGGAAGCAACUACUCAGAGAACGAGGUUUACUGUAUGUUGCAUGCUGCAUCGUUGUGCAUACGUCGGGAUCCUCAAGCAAGGCCUCGCAUGUCUCAGGUGCUUCGGAUACUAGAAGGUGAUGCUAUGGAUUCAAGCCAAUUGCUGGGACCUGGGUUUGAUGCAGGCAGCCGGAGCGGAAGAAUAUGGUUGGAUCACCAGCUACAACAUGAACAGCAUAGCGGCCCACUAGUGAACGAGUCGUCGGGACAAUUUAGCUCAAAGCAUUCUCUCAACUCAAGACAAAAUUUCAGGGAAACAGAGAAAGCCAAGAUCUGAUAUGUAAGCUGCCACUUUGUCAAGUCUGUACACAUUUCUUUAUACAUCAAGCAGUCAUUUUUUGUCUGAUGCCUUCGCGAUUUUUGCCUUGUGUAUAGAACUAGUGGUAUAAGUCUUGUGUAAUUCACUGAGAGAUGAAUCUGAUACCGAAAGUUGCACGACUAAAGUAUAUAUAUAUAUGUAUAUCUCUGGUUGGAUAGAA
Messenger RNA from Sesamum indicum (sesame), 3476 nucleotides. Its product is annotated as inactive protein kinase SELMODRAFT_444075. Gene Ontology annotation, biological process: protein phosphorylation. NCBI's taxonomy places the organism in Eukaryota, Viridiplantae, Streptophyta, Magnoliopsida, Lamiales, Pedaliaceae. The record is from RefSeq and is a predicted model, not a curated record. Gene Ontology annotation, molecular function: ATP binding; protein kinase activity.